AUGGCACGUGCACUUAAUGCAGAUAGAAAUUCUGCAAGACCUCCUGAAAGUAAUUUAAAUGCUAAUAUACAAACACUGAUUGGGAAGCUAUCAGGUACGAAUGAGUUACCCAGGAAAAUUGAGUUUGAAGAUCCAAAAAGGAGGUCGGAACGUAUGUGCGAUGAAUAUGGGAAACCAACCUUAAGUUCAACUGGAGUACAGCAUUUAGACGGUUCUAAUGAUAAGGUGUUCACAUUGACCAGUCAAAAUUGCAAGGAUGCAAAUAAACUUGUUGUCGGAGGUGUUACUGCUACUCCUAAUGAGUUUCCUCACAUGGUUGCCCUGGGUACUAGAACCGCACAUGGAACAUUUCAUACAAGCUGUGGUGGUUCGCUUAUUUCACCAGAAUGGGUACUUACAGCAGCCCAUUGUUUUAAGGAAAGAUUGACACAUGUACGUAUCGGUCUGCACAAUGUGCAAAAUAAUCAAGAAGGUACUAUAACUACAAUAAAGAACACAAUACGCCAUCCGAAUUACAACAGUGCUGCUAUGUACAAUGACAUAGCCCUUGUGCGGUUAAAUAAACCUGUUGAAAUUACUAAUUAUAUAAGACCAGCUUGUUUGUACGAUGAAUUCGAUACUAUACCUCAAACCGCAACCGUUACUGGCUGGGGCACUACAGACUAUGACGACGAGGAAGGAAGUAAUCUAUUGCAAAAGGCUGAACUUGAUAUUAUUGAUAACUUAAAAUGUUCAACGAUAUAUUUAUAUCAGAAAAUCACGAAACUACCAUACGGAAUUAUACCGCGUAUGAUAUGCGCCGGGGAUGAACGCGGUGGAUGGAAGAAAGAUACUUGCCAAGGAGAUUCAGGAGGUCCGUUACAAAUAGUUCACCCAAAGAAUUCGUGCCUCUUUCAGGUAGUAGGUAUCACCAGCUUUGGAAUAGGUUGCGCGUUUCCGAACAACCCUGGAGUGUACACAAGAGUUGCUCAUUAUCUUAACUGGAUAGAGGACAUUGUUUGGCCGGAACAUUGA
Molecule: messenger RNA, 1014 nt
Organism: Dufourea novaeangliae
Lineage: Eukaryota; Metazoa; Arthropoda; Insecta; Hymenoptera; Halictidae
Product: trypsin-like
Exons: 5
Coding region: 1-1014 (337 amino acids)
Biological process (GO): proteolysis
Molecular function (GO): serine-type endopeptidase activity
Source: RefSeq, a predicted model, not a curated record